This is a messenger RNA of Carica papaya (papaya), 3059 nucleotides long. Its product is annotated as neurochondrin family protein. Lineage: Eukaryota; Viridiplantae; Streptophyta; Magnoliopsida; Brassicales; Caricaceae. The record is from RefSeq and is a predicted model, not a curated record.
CGAAAACCAAACUUAACGGAAAUAAAGGCCGAAGCCCAGUAAAGCCUAAAAGAAAAAAAAAAAGUGAGGGAAAUUCUGUCCGUAGCCGCCACCGUCCCGGUCACCACGCUCUCUGCCGCCUGAGUCCACUACCCGCCGGUGUUUCCAUCUCUAUGUCACUCAUCUCUACCUCUUCUAUGUCCUCGUUUCGUGAAGCCAUAAGCUUCCGUCAACCAUCGAUUGCGGACCACCAGCGCACUCCACCACUGGCUGCCACUGCUUUUUUGCUGCAAAAUUUCCUACUUCCUUUGUGUUUCAUUGGCGAUUGGUUGGUACACCAUCUUCUCUUUCUGCGAGGUUUCCAGUCUUCUCUGAAAUCUUUCCAGUCUCGUUCGAUUUUGGCCAUGAUCUAGUUUUAUCUGUAUCCGUAACAGUAAAUUUCAAGUUCUGAAGGGGAUAUUUUGAGCCCUCUCGAAGCCUCCAAAAUAAAUUCAAGCACGAAUUGCAAGAAAUUCUCUUCUUCGCCCGUUUCCUUCCAUCGAAUACUGGAUUUCAAUGGACUUGCAACUGCAGCAAGAGCAAUCUCCGUCUCUUGAAGAUUGCUUGAAGCUGUUGAAAGGCGAGAGAGACGAGCAGCGACUCGCUGGUCUCCUUCUGGUCACCAAGUUCUGCGAAGGCAACGACCUCGCUUCGCUUAAGAGAGUUUACGAUGCUAUCGGUGCACAGUUUCUGGUUCGCCUAUUGAGGACUGGUUUAGGAAAAGGAAUUACCAGUUCCAGUGGAAAUGAUAAUCGUGAAGCAUAUUUGCAGCUAUCCGUUACAGUCCUUGCUGUAUUCUGUCGUGUUCCUGAGAUUGCUUCUUCAGAUGAGAUGGUUUCGAAGAUUCCAUAUAUACUGGAAAUAAUGUCGUCGGAAUCGGCUUCACAUGUUCGUGAAGAAUGCUAUGAGUUUCUCUAUUUGGUGUCAGCUGCUUGUGACGAGGGAAUCAAGACAUUUUUCAGUACUGGAGGCUUGAAAGUACUAGCUUUUCAGAUGUCUACUUUAUCUGAUGGUUCUCAUGCGACGGAACUUGCUAUUAAACUUCUGCGCUUAUUGUUAAGCAAGCUUUCUCGAGAUAGCAUUGACAACAACUGUCAAUUAGAGCUGUCUAUGGUGGUGGGCACAGUUGCUCGGACAUUUUCUGCUUUGCAUAAUGCUGUGAAGUUUGAAGCACUUCACUUACUCUCUGGAAUCUUCUCUUCAGAUUAUUCUGCACUUCUUCAUGGACCUCUUCGUGUAAUUCCAGAUAAGAGCUGGUCAAAUUAUAUGCGUAUUGGUAUUGUGGAUUUACAGAAUCGUGUAGCCCCGGCUGACAAGCUCCACGCCCUUAUUCUUGCUGAGUCUAUGGUGUCGAUAAUGGGUGAAGAAUGGCUGAUUGGACAGGUAAAAUUAUCCAACGUUGAGGACCCUAUUCCAGCAGAUAGGUGUCUAUUGCUUGUCUUAGAGUCAUCAAGGGUUGAAGUUGCUGUUCUGCUAAAUGAACUUGCUUACUUGAAGUAUGAAUCUUCUGGGAGUUCUUCAACUGCUGAGACUAUUCUUUUAAAGCAACGGGAAGUGGCUAUUGCCUUUUCUUUGGUGGAGAAGAUAAUCAAGUUGAUAUCUAGAGUUAAUGAAAAUGAAGAAAACCUCAUCGACGAAACUGUUUUCCUGAAGGUGAUCAAGGCUCUUAAUGAGACAAUGAUUGUUGUUCUGGAGUAUCUACAAGAUGCAAAGGAACAUGGUCAUAAGAAGGGAAAUGAUCUUCUUGCUUCAGUGCGUGUUGUUGGGAGCUAUCUUGCCGAAACUCCCAUUGCUUGCAAAGAGAAGGUUAGAGAACUUUUGAACUAUAUUCUCACAGUUGAAGGUGAAGAUGAAUCAAGGCCAUUUUACUCGGCUUGCUUUUUGCUUCCAAUGCUGUGCCAAAUUACAAUGACGGUUGAGGGGUGCAAAGUUUUGGUUGGUUCUGGAGGGUAUAAAGCUGUUGUGGAAUGCCUUAUAGAAUUAAUUGGACCAGGCAGGCAAAAUGUAGAAGACAAUGGUUGCAUUUUCUUGGCAUGUGAUACAAUCAUGAAUCUUCUUUUGAAGAGAGAACAGGUGCAAUUUUCAGCUGAUAUAUCCACAUUUGUUGAUCUCUUGAAGGCAUUUGCAUACUGGGGAGGGAAUACAAAUGAUCCAUCCAUUACUAUGAUGGCUGCUAGCAUUUGCGCACUAAUAUUUGAUUUUACAUCGGAGGAUGCACUUAUGAAUCACCUGAACUUUGAACCUAGCUCUCUUGGCAAUUUGUCUCAGCUCAUUGCAAAAAGUUUGGCUGCUUGGGGUCAGGGUAUUUCUGAUGCUGCUGAAGUAGAAUCCGAUCUUCUUGAGAUUAUUACUGCAGGAUAUUUUCGAUGGGCGGAUCGGUACCCUCAAGUGAGAAAAGCAGUUGGAAGAUAGAUAAUGGAAUGGAACUUGCAUUCGGGUUUCACACAAAUUGUUUAAGAGGGGAACACGAAGGAUAACAUGAUCGAGCCUUUGAGAUUCUCUAGUGGCUGAGGCUCUGCCUAAAAAUUUGUUGAAGUUUGCCUAAGCCCCACGAAUGGAUGCCGGAAGCUGUAUGAGAAGAGCUUUAUAAAUUAUACUGGAAACCUUGGUUUAUCCGUUCUGUUUUCUAGUUUCGCAUACUGUCAGCAUCCUUGAGUUUAUUACAUUUCUCAUUGGCCUGUUAUCGUACUGCACUGCCAUACAGCACAAGAAGUAACUCGCCAAAAGCUGAGUUGUGCUAGAGCUCGUUGUUGAUCCAUACAACUCCAGUUGGAUUGUAUUCUGAUUUUUAAAUUUUAAAAUCUCUACGCUGCCAUUUGGUUAAGGAUUUGGGACAAUCCACUCCCUCAUUAAACCCACAGUUUCUUUUUUUUUUUUUUUUUUUUUUCUUUAAAUGUAGCUUUCAUCCUCGCUGGUCUCUUCUUAGAAGUAAUGUCGUUGAUAAUUGAGUGUACAUAAGAGACAAUAACGUCAAGUAAUUUUCCUUGAAGAUGAUAAAUUAUUCGUCUAUUCAUGUCAUAAAUCAGAGCUGAAGUUUUCUU